This is a messenger RNA of Annulohypoxylon truncatum, 1816 nucleotides long. RefSeq names its product PLC-like phosphodiesterase. NCBI's taxonomy places the organism in Eukaryota, Fungi, Ascomycota, Sordariomycetes, Xylariales, Hypoxylaceae. The transcript has a single exon. Gene Ontology annotation, molecular function: phosphoric diester hydrolase activity. The coding region runs from base 330 to 1727 and encodes 465 amino acids. Gene Ontology annotation, biological process: lipid metabolic process. The record is from RefSeq and is a predicted model, not a curated record.
GUUUCGUUCACGUUACAGAUUAAUUAUUAGCUUUGUAACACGUACCUAGAUAAUUCCAAAGAGAAUGAAAAGGGCUUCCAAUUCCUACUUAGAUUUGUUGGCAGUGGCGCUGCUUUUACCAGGAAAAAGUAAUAAACUCCAGCUGCAUUUCGAUGAAGCUCCCCACAGCAUCUUAUCCAAUCGCCGUGUCCCUUUACCUCCGCCUAAGACAAUGCUCCUGGACUGGCGCUUAGACCUAGCCAUGGCUCUACGUUAUGUAAAUCCGCUUAGAUGACAUUCCUUUUACUACUACUACUUCACCGGAGUUUCCUAACCUAAAAUCCUUGCCAAUGGCGGACCUCACAAUCCGUAACCUCACAGCCACUCCGCUAGAGCUCAAGCUCGUGGAGCGGUUCGAAGGACAGUCUGUGUCCGGCCGCUCGACUCCUCUUGGUAGGAUCACUGGCAUUUUCAACUCGACGUCUCUUUCACCCAACGUCCGCAUCCAGGGCGAUGCUCGAGACCGUCGUGAUGUUUCUUUCCCCAUCGGGCCCUUCGAGACCCGCACAACGGACAUUCGCACGGCUGACCCCGGCCGGGAGGUCAUCCGCUUGACCUUCGAGUCAGAUGGACACCGGUACCAGGUAGAUGUGCCGAGUGCUUCGCAGCGCAGUACUGUCAUGACGAAGUUGAACGAUGCUCCUAACGAGUACACGACUAUCUACGUCCAGGCUGGUAGUUGUUUAGCGGUCUUUAGUUCAACUAAUCUCUCAAGUUGGAUGCAUGAGUUGCACGACGAGUAUCCUCUCUCGGCAUUAUCCAUCCCAGGCACGCACAAUAGCCCGACUUGUCAUGUCGCGCUACCUUCGGUACGCUGCCAAGCAGUCAACGUGCGUGAGCAAUUGGAUAAUGGCGUGCGGUUCUUCGACAUCCGCGUAAACGUGGGUUCCGAAUCCUCAGAGCUCGCGCUCGUACAUAGCGCGUUUCCAAUAUCACUCACGGGGACUAAGUACUUCAAAGACAUGCUUGAAGUUAUUUACUCAUUCUUGGAGGCUAAUCCAUCUGAAACACUUAUCAUGAGUGUGAAGCGCGAGGGUACCGGCAGGGGCACUGAUCAGCAGUUAUCUAAGAUCUUGAAGGCGCGUUACUACGAGGACGGAAGACGGUGGUAUACCGAGCCACGGAUUCCUAAAAUUGGUGAGGUGCGAGGGAAAAUUGUGCUUCUUCGCCGACACGAAAACGACCCGAGCCUAGAUGGUGAAUGGGGCGGUCGAGGAUGGGGACUUGACGCCAGCGUCUGGCCGGACAAUUGUGAGGAUGGACUAAUUGGAAGCGGGCUUGGCCGUGUACAAGACUUUUACGACAUUGACCAGAGCCAUAACAUCCAAAAGAAGCUUGAUCUGGCCCGCGGUCACCUUGAACGGGCGGCUGAACCUGCGUGUCCCAUUCCUGGCGUCGAAGGUUAUAAAGAAGGUGUGGCAUCGCCGCCGUUCUUCGUGAAUUUCUUGAGUGCUAGCAAUUUCUUCAACGCCAACUGCUGGCCGGAGAAGAUCGCGGCCAAGGCGAAUCCGGCCAUUAUCGAGUAUCUCUGCUUACGACACGGUGAAGAUGGUAAGGGACCAGCAGGUCUAAAGGUAGGGGAUGGGAGUACUGGUAUAGUAGUUACAGAUUGGGUUGGUCUAGAUGGUGAUUGGGAUCUCAUCAGAUGUGUGGUGGGCUGGAACGCAAGACUGCAAUUGAAGCAGUAGUCUUGGACUCAUCUUGGAAAACUAGGUUAGUGAGUAUAUAAUAUAUUAUACUAUUCAUAGAUAUCAAUAGAGAUUAGACUUGACAUCAA